Molecule: messenger RNA, 3968 nt
Organism: Culex pipiens pallens (northern house mosquito)
Lineage: Eukaryota; Metazoa; Arthropoda; Insecta; Diptera; Culicidae
Product: zinc finger matrin-type protein CG9776
Exons: 6
Coding region: 236-3769 (1177 amino acids)
Biological process (GO): positive regulation of DNA-templated transcription; negative regulation of DNA-templated transcription
Cellular component (GO): nucleoplasm
Molecular function (GO): zinc ion binding; nucleic acid binding
Source: RefSeq, a predicted model, not a curated record
AUCACCUCAGCACUGCAGCAAAAAACAACGUUGUUCUUCGUCCCAGCUGGUGCUGGAAAGUUUUUGCGAAAUUUUCCCCGCAAAAUUUCGCACUUAGCGGUUGAAAAUAGUCGUAAAGUGAUCUUUAACGUUUGCGGUUGCUGAUUGAGGUGAAUUUUGCGGUGAAAAAGUGAAAUUUGACGACUUUUUCGUCGGAUAUAGUUACGCCGAUUUCCGACCAGUCGGAAAAUCAAAGAUGGACGACAAACGCGACGGUAAAAAGAAGGAGAAGAAGCGCAGUCGGAGCCGGAGUCGGGACAACAAGCGGAGGAGUCCUUCGCGGAGUCCCAGCUAUGGGAGGCGUCGUCGGGACAGGAGCCGGAGUAGGGAUCGGGCGCGGAAUAGGAGGGUUAGUCGGAGUCCGGUUGAGAUGCGACGGAGGGGACGGGGUCGGAGGAGUCCAAGUCCUCCGCCGCCACCGUCGAUGCAGGCACCGCCUCCUCCGAUGAUCGCCGGAGGAGGAGUGGUGGCCCCGCCCGGGUAUCCGGCGAUGUACGACGCUUACGGGGGGUACGCGACUGCUCCGCCGCCGGGACCUUACAUGGGUGACAUGAGUCAGCCGGCUUACGGCGGGUACGAGUACAGGGCAGCGCCCGGACCGGCUCCGGUGGCGGUCGAUGGGUACGGGGGAAUGCUGUCCGGUCCACCGCCGCAGAUUAUGAUGGUUAGCCAGCAGCCGGGACCGCCGGGAGAGGAGUACGGAGCGGCGGCUGCCGCGGCUAAUGCUUCGGGGUGGAACGCUCCGCCGCCGGCGAUUCCGGUGGUGCAGGAGAACGAGGAGGAGAAGCGGAAGAGGGAGGCCGCAAUCGCGACGGAAGUGCGCAACCAGCGAGCAUCGCUGAAGAAGCAACGCGACGACUACAUGCAGCGCGCAGGUGCCCUGAAGCGUGAGCUUAAGAUCCUCAAGCAGCAACGGGCCGAUUUGAGCUCCGGUCGUGAGCCGCCCUCGCCGACGACCAACAGUUUCAUUAAGGAAAACGACAAGCUGCAGUCCCAGAUCCAGACGAAGCUGAGCACGAUCGAGAACGUCAUCGACAUGCUGGAGGGCAUCAUCGGCAAGGACAAGACGCCAACGCCGCCGCCGCCGGUGCUGACGCCGCGAACCCCGCCGGAGCAGGACGGGACCGACGACCGCCGGAACAGCCCGACGAGGCUGCCGACCGGCAAGGAGCGAAAGGAUUCGGCCUCGUCGGCGUCGCCCGAGCGACUGAAGAAUGAGGUGCUGGAGACGAUGAAGCGCGGAAAGGGGCGGAAGGAGGAAAAAUCCAAGCAGGACAAAUCCGGCGACGCCAAGCCGCCGCCGCCGCCGUCACUCUCGCAGGUCAACCACGUGUUCUACGAUCCCGAGCUGCACUGGUGCUCCACCUGUGACAUCUUCCCGAAGACCGCCAAGGACUACCUGAACCAUCUGCACUCGACGGACCACACGGCGAAGGCUGCGGCCGCCUCCCAGGAGUACCCCUGGCGGGACAAGCUUCCUGACUCGGAUGAACCCGUGAAUAAUCCGGCGUUACCGCCCAAGCGGGUGCCAAUUCGGGGGCUGCAGUUCUUCGUCCCAGCUCCGGCCUGGUACUGUAAGCUGUGCAACUACUGGAUGGGGGAUUUGCACUGCGCUUCUACACAUUUGAAGUCGAGCAAGCAUCGGGAGUAUUAUGGGCAAUACAUCGAGUCGCACGCGAACUUUGAGAUCGAUUGGAUGUCGGAUCGGCAGAAGGCGUACGAACGGAUGCGGGAUCUGGCACCGGGUACGAUUCCGUUUGGAGGUGGUCCGGACAGCGGACCGAAUGACUUUUUGAGCUCGGGUUUGAUGCCCAUCAAGGACGGUAAGAAGAAGAAGAGCAAGAAGGAGGACAAAAAGGACAAGAAAAAGAAGAAGCGUUCGAAGAAGAAGAAGAAGCGGGCGGCCUCGUCGAGCAGUUCGGAUUCCAGCUCGGACUCGGAUUCCGACCCGGAGAAGAAGAGCGCCAAGGGCGAUGAGUUCGAUCCGGCGACGUCGAUCCGGGUUGCGAUGCGGAAUCUGCUGAAGGCGCAGGAAGCGGCUAGUAAGGAGGCGAAGGCGGAGGAAACCGCCGCUGGUAAGUGGACCGUGGUGCAGACGGCGGCGGUGGCCCCGAAGGAGCUGACGGCACCUCCGCCGCCGUUUAUGACGGAGGGCGCCGAAAGCAGGGAGAAGAAACGGGACGAGCUGAUGAUUUCGCAGUGGGUCACGCCGGAACCGAUCAUCUCGGAGAAGGAGAAGCAAAUGCUGGAACAGCUCAAGGGUAAGUUGAAGAAGCGGGAGGAGGUGCCACCUCCGCCCAAGUCUCCGCCGGGUCGGUUCCGAGAACCUGAAGAUAACUUCCGCCGGGAGUUGGACGACCGACGCCGCAUCAGCAGGUCUCCGACGCCACCGUGGCGAAGAAAUCGCAGUCCACUGGGAAGACGUGGCUCUCCGGGAGGUUUCGGAGGCCGAGGACGUCGCAGUCCGAUCGAUCGUCGUGGACGCAGCCCGUUGGACCGUGGAAUGCGGGAUCGUAGCAUGGAUCGGCGUCGGGACCGCAGCAUGGACCGCGGAGGUCGGGGCAGCCGCGAUCGGGACCUGAACCGAGGGUUCGGCGGAGGAGGUCGUUUCGAUCGACGUCGUGGAGGCGGCUUCGGCGGACGACGCAGUCCGAGUCCAAAUUUUGGCCGGGGUAGAUUUCGGCCGCGGCGGUCCUUUUCACGCUCCCGAUCCCGAUCCCGCUCCCGCUCGCGGACGAGAUCCCGCUCCCGCGGGAGGCGGGUUAUCGAGAAACCCAUCGUAAACUUCCCACCGGAACCGAAGCCGAAGCUGACGAAAAAAUCGCGCGACAAAAAGGACGACGACAAGAAGGACAAAAAGCCCGUCUCGAUGUCCAUCCCGGGCCAGAAGAAACUUCCCUUCAUCGGCCGGAUGCCCGUGUUCAAGAAGCAACAGCAGGACGCCAAAAAAGAGGAAAUCACCGUGCCGGAAAACAUGGACCUUGAAGAGCCCCCGGGUCAAGAAAACGGAACCAAGACGCAACCCGAAGAGUUCGGCGACAUGAUGCCCGACCCGUACCAGUACGUGGCCCUCAUGGGAGCAGCCCCGCCACCACCCCCCAACUCCCACCCCGGCAAACCCGACCAAAGUAUGCUCCCCCCAGGAAUCGACGAAGCCGAAGCGGCCGACGCCCCCAAACCCAUCAGCGAUGCCCCAAUCCCCCGCAAAGGCCCCCUCCCCAAAGACUUCCAACAGGCGCUGGACAUCCUGUUCGACGGCGACAAACCCAAACCCGCCGACGUCAUCGCCAACGAGACCAAACCCCCGGAACUCCCGCCGCCCCCACCCGUCGAACCCGCCACCAUCGACACCGACCGGCCCCAGAUGAUCGUCCCGGAAGCCAUCGAAAUGUACAACCAACAAAUGGCCGCCCAGUACAGCUCGGCCGCCGUCGUGUCGAGCGCGGCCGUCUCCUACCAAGAGGACGACGAGUCCCAGAACCAACCGCUCGAAAUGACCGGCCUCAAGCAGGAAAAAUCCCCGCUCGAAAGCAUUCCCACACCACCGACCCACGUCAGCGAAGAAGAAGGGUCGCGCGAGUCCAAGAAUGGGACGGCGGAACCGGAGCAGGAAGUCGUCGCGCCGAAGGUGGAGGUGGAGAAUGAGGAGACGCGAAGGAAGCGGGCGGAGCUGGAGGAGCUGGCCAUGCUCGGGAUCGAUGCGGACGAUAUGGCGGCGCAGAUUUUCUAAAUUCGUUUUUUUCUAGGUUCCUUGCGAUUGCGAUUUCUUUUUCCACUUCACGUUGAAUGCUGAUUUUUUGAAGGCACGGAUGAAAUUUAAGUGACGAUUCCUGUAUGUUUAAACACAUUAGUUUUAGGGGAAACACAUGUAAUAUCAAAACUCUGGUAUUCAACUAAAAUUGGUUUAAAAUAGACAUUGAGUAAAUGAA